Messenger RNA from Erigeron canadensis, 1229 nucleotides. RefSeq names its product photosystem I assembly protein Ycf3. NCBI's taxonomy places the organism in Eukaryota, Viridiplantae, Streptophyta, Magnoliopsida, Asterales, Asteraceae. Bases 695 to 1201 code for a protein of 168 amino acids. The record is from RefSeq and is a predicted model, not a curated record. The transcript has 3 exons. Gene Ontology annotation, molecular function: protein binding.
AAAACAAUGUUAUCUUCUUUUUCUGAUUAUCUAUUUAAUCUAUUUAUACUAUACCGACCUCAUUAAAUCAAUAAAUUAGAAAUUCUAACGAAUCGACUGAGCUAGGGUUCUAUAUUUUAUAGACUAUGGUUAAUGGAUAUCUUUAGAUCAUGAUUCUAUUUAGACUACGAUUCCAUACCCGAAGAAUUCUCAAAUUCCUUUUUAGGCCUGUUAUCAACAAAAAUCCUUAUCAAAAAUCCUUAUCCCAUCUAUCUAUUAAAAAUACAAAUUGAUAAACAAUUUUUUUAUAGUUGAUUGUCUAGUGAUAUCCGCUAAGUACACAAAAAAAAAGGGCCCGUUUUCGUCAUACAAUGAUUACUCGAUUCGAUCCUUUUUUUCUUUGUAUCAUAAUUCAAUCAACUUAGGUUUUUCUAAGCUGUAACUUCAAUCAAAUAAGAAUAGUUUCUUUCGUUGAUAGACUAUUCCAGUAAGAUGGAAUCCAAUGCGGUUCCCAAUAUUUUUUUCUGAAUUCUUAUCAACCAAUUCCUGUUCCUGUAAUGUAAAAAAGAACAAUUCGAAAAUUUUAAUAUUGGGCCAUAUUUUUUAAUGAUAAUGAAUCUGUUUUUAUGUUAUUUCGUACUGUAAAAUUCUUUUCCUUGUGGGAUCAUUUUCCCCCGAGAAGUAAUGAGAACAAUGAUAGAAUGGAUUGCUACCUAUGUCUAGAUCGCGGAUAAAUGGAAAUUUUAUUGAUAAAACCUUUUCGAUUGUAGCCAAUAUCUUAUUACGAAUAAUUCCAACAACUUCAGGAGAAAAAGAGGCAUUUACUUAUUACAGAGAUGGGAUGUCAGCUCAAUCCGAAGGGAAUUAUGCGGAAGCUUUACAGAAUUAUUAUGAAGCUAUGCGACUAGAAAUUGAUCCCUAUGACCGAAGUUAUAUACUGUAUAACAUAGGACUUAUCCACACAAGUAACGGAGAACACACGAAAGCUUUGGAAUAUUAUUUUCGAGCGCUCGAACGAAACCCAUUCUUACCACAAGCUUUUAAUAAUAUGGCCGUGAUCUGUCAUUACCGGGGAGAACAGGCCAUUCAACAGGGGGAUUCUGAAAUUGCGGAGGCUUGGUUCGACCAAGCCGCUGAGUAUUGGAAACAGGCUAUAGCACUUACUCCUGGUAAUUAUAUUGAAGCGCAUAAUUGGUUGAAGAUCACUAGACGUUUCGAAUAAAAAGGAGAACUUUUCUUUAUUAAAAAUG